Molecule: messenger RNA, 5452 nt
Organism: Paramuricea clavata
Lineage: Eukaryota; Metazoa; Cnidaria; Anthozoa; Malacalcyonacea; Plexauridae
Source: the annotation of a GenBank genome assembly
AUGGUUCUAUCAGACAAGACAAUGAACAAGGCAUCAGCAAGUGUUCACAUGAACAAUCUCUAUCGCGUCGUUCAAUACUGUGAAAACCAAACUGAAUGCAGACGUGCUCAGCUGCUAGAAUACUUCGGCGAAACGGGCUUCGACAGCGCUGAAUGCAGUGAGAACCAGGCCACAAUCUGUGAUAACUGCUCAUGUGCUGGGGAGAUGGUUGACAUGGAUGUCACACAAGUCGCCAAGAUGGUUGUAGAGUCUGUGAACACGUUGAUACAUCGAGGUAACAGCAACUGGAAACGCCCCAUGGCACAGCUGACUCUAAAACAUCUUGUUGAUGUGUUUAAGGUACGAUUUAAGGACGACGUAUCUGAUUAAUAACUUAUUUGGAAAAUUGCCAACAUAUACCAGUCCUGUAAAUGGUUAUACUGUAAUGAUGGUAUCAUCGUGAUGAUGGUGGCACUGAUGGUACUUGGCAUCACCACGUGCCUUUAUCUUUGUAGUGAGAGUUGAUUUUAUAAUUUCACCCUAGUCUGAGUGUUUCCGCAACGGUUUUCCCUGAGUAGUCGAUUUCCCUUCCCAGUAACACUGGACCAACAAGGGCUGCCUUUACUGGAACUCUGAGGGACUUUCUGAACUGACAGAUCUUAUUGACACAGUGUUAUUACAGAGUAUACUCCGAGAAAAUCAACAGUGUUUUGUAUCUAGAGUUCAAAUUAUAGUACUGGGGUGUGUGUGUGUGUGGGGGGGCUUGCAACGCUUGAAAAAAUCACCAUGCAGUGUAUAGCGCCAUCCGUACCACAGGUACGCCAUGGUACUACUGACCCCUGUACUGAGUGAAGAUCCCACACGUGACCGAGGUGAAAUUAUAAUCAGAAAGCUGUAUUUUGCCGAAUUCAAUAUAUUCGAUCGUAGAUGUAAAAGGCUCGUGUACUACAGUAGCCACCAUGCCGGUAGCAUGGGUUAAUUUUAACUCUUUUCGACAACUGUCCUAUCUUUCACACCAUUCCACACACAUUCAGGGCAGUCAAAACGCCAAAGUUGAACGAGAAUCUCUCAAUCGCUGUGUGAUGUAUGGAAAAGCAGACGAGAACUUUCACCGCAAUGAUGCAGAGAGAUUGUUUCGCAUGUUGGUCAUGCAGGAUAUCUUGGCGGAAGACCUGACUGUCGGGGCACAUUCUCAAGUCAUAUCGUACGCAAAACUUGGACCGAAAGCCAUGGACUUUUUAAAUGAUCGAGUAAAGGUAACACGUUAGUCGAUUAAGCAGAAAAUAGUUGCCUCACAUUAAAUUCAGCCAUUCCAUGUAAUUAGGCAAAAAUUACCUCCGUUAUGAUCGAACUCGGCGACAAUUCUACAUUUCACGGCGGCAUUUUUUUCUAAGUGUUAUGGAUUAACUGAGGAUGAAAACGAACUUAUGUGUAAUCAAAAUAUUUAAAAACUGAACUGCGUCUGUAACGGGAAACAAAAAAUCUGUGCUUGAUGCAUAUAAGAGCAAGAAAAUUGAACUACAUGUUUUGAAAUUUCACAAAUUUCGUCCAAGAACGAAGUGUGAAAAGGCGUUGAGAGUGUAUACCUCAACACAGUAGAAAUGCUAGCUGAAUUGACCUGCUAUUUAUUGCCCACCAAAUAUAAAGCUACCACACAUAAUGAAAAGAAUGAACAUUAUUUUCUCCCUCUGAUAACCGCAGGUUGAUCAUCAUCUGCUGCACGAUACUGCUUAGUGAAACCUACCAACACUUGGAAUCGUAGUCACCACGCUUGCCUUUCAAGCUGGGGGAGACCCGUGUUCAAUUCUUGGUCGGACCUCUACUCAAGCUCUUAAAAUAAUGGACCUUUCCCCUUAUAACUAAAAUUUUGAUCUAUAAACAAAAAUUUCAUCACAGCUUGAAAGAGCAUCACAAAAUUAGCAAUAUUCCAAAGUUUCGUUGCGAAAUGUUGUAAAAUGCGGAUAAUAUAACACCGCGGAAAAACGUCUGCGCAUGCACCAAAUUAUGAAAAUAUGGUGGGGAAUUUGAAUAUCAAUUUCCAAAACAAAAACAUGCUUAUUAAUUGGUCAAAAAUUAGUAAAACAAACGAGAAAAUAUAGCAAAUGGGUAGACUAGACAUUAAUUGAAAGCGUCCUGGUAUUUAAAGUAUGGAAUGAAAUAUAAUUCAUGUAAAAAAUUGUUGAUUUUAACGGACACGACUUCGAAAAUAUUUGCAAAAUUAUUCAAAACAAAAAUUCAAACUCAAAAGUUAAGAAAACUCUCGAAAAGUUAAGCUUCUUAACCCACUCAAAUUGCAGAAUAAAUCCUAAAGUUUAAUUAUUGUGAACACGAAAUUUUUUUAUAUUUGGCGACACAGUUUUUUUUAAAGAAAUGUAUCUCAAACGAAAAUUCGGAAAUUGUCGUUGCUUAGUUGAUAAACAAAAUGUUUCAGACGAUAAAUUUGUCAACAAUCACCUUUAGUUUAUGUUCUAGUACAAUACAAUUUCUUGAACCUUCUGGCUGUAUUUAUUCCUAGUUUUUAGAAUGACAUGGUUAUCUUUGCGCUUGAAAUCUGGCUGUAAAGACGCACAAUGAAGUCACUCCUUUUUACCGCCAUUUUGAGCCUUCGGAAACGUUCGGAACAGCUUCUCAUCAAGUUCGCAAUACUAUUACAGGUAAGGUUGACGCAUGCGCAGACGUUUUUCCGCGGUGUUGGAUAAUAUAGCCUUGCGAAAUUUGCCGUUUUUCAGUCAUUUUGUAUUGCGCACGGGAAAUUGACAGCCCAAUCGGGACAUCAAUUUGCCGUUUGUAAUGCAAAAUGACUGAAAAUUGCAAACUUCGCAAGGCUAUAUUAUCCGCAUUUUACAACAUUUCGCAACGAAACUUUGGAAUAUUACUAAUUUUGUGAUGCUCUUUAGACUUGUCUAGAUCAAAAUUUUAGUUAUAAUUAAGGGGGAAAGGUCCAUUGAGAAGAAAGAGCUACCUUUACAUUGACAUCAGUGAAUGGUUAGACUUUCGCGUCUUCUUGGAUAGGGACGUUAAAUCGUACGUACCUCGGAUCCCCUGUCAACUGGGCGAUAGCCUGUUGGGGAAAUCCGCUGACCAAUGAGUGAGAAACUCAAUAAAAAAAUAAGAAUGUGUAUUUUGUCCGAGAUUGACAGGGAUGUUUACAAUGUAUUACUUGUUUUCCAUUAAUGUCAUAAUAUUUUCAGCUUCCUCGGUUUUUCAAACGUGGAACAAAGUCGUCAAAGCGUGGCACAGAUACCAAAGGCGAAACAUCGAACAAUACCAACGUGACCAACACGUGUUAUCAACAGUUAGUCUCGUGUUGUAAGAGAUUAGCAGAAGAAAGCGGAUUGAAACCACACCACAUCUUUGCCGACGUCACUCUCCGACAGAUGGCCGACAAGCUUCCGAUGACUCGCGAGGAGAUGCUUGAUAUAGAAGGAGUGACGGAGUAUAAGAUGGGUAAAUUUGGACAACAGUUCCUGGAGGUGUGUAUCACCAAUAGCUGUCACUUAGCUGUCACUAUCAAGCACGAGUGGUGUUUUAUUUUCCUUGUUUUAUUUUAGACUCCUCCUGCAGUAACACUGGAUCAAUAAGAGAUGAUCCUUACUGGACCUUUAGGGAAAACAGUUUAGAACUGAUAGAACUAUCCAGUAUAAAUAAAGUUAGUUUAGUUUAGGUUUCCUCGUGUGGUAACACUCGAUCAAUAAGAGAUGAUCCUUACUGGACCUCUAGGGAGAACAGUUUAGAACUGAUAGAGCUAUCCAGUAUAUUAAAGUUAGUUUAGGUUCCCUUCUAUAGAAACAGUGAAUCAAUACGAGAUGAUCCUUACUGGGCCUUUAGGAAGAAUAAUUUAGAACUGAUAGAGCUAUGCAGUGUGAAAUAAAGUUUAGUUUAGUUUAGGUUUCGUUCUAUUAUUAACGAAUAAGUGAUGAGGAAAGUGGACUUCUAGACGGAACAGUUCAGACUCGGGACUGAUAAAGCUAUCCAAGAUGUAGGGAAUUCCGCAUUUCAUAAACUUGUCCUGGUUUUUUUUUUCAGUUAACUCUAGCAUACGGUGGAGCUCUGCUGACAUCAGACAAUGCUAUGACCAGUGAUUUUGAGAGCAUGAUCGAAAACGAUAGAAUGAGCACGGGAGGAGACGAAUGUGAAUCACCAUAUUGGGCGUCGGCUGGUAACUUCACUGCUGGAAACAAGAAAUCCAAAUUCAAGAAAAGAGGAAAGUUUCAAUCGAAGAAGAAAAAAUCUAAUUAUCAAGCAGCAUCUAAGUAAGUUUAAUGUUUACUUAACAUAUAACUUUACUUUAUUCAACAUCACAGCUUUUACCCGAAUUCCUCCUGAAGUAACACUAGACCAAAAAGGGAUGGCACUUACUUGACAUCUACAGUAUAAAAUAAAGUUAGUUUAGUUUAGAUUUCCUCCUGCAGUAACACUGGAUCAAUAAGAGAUGAUUCUUACUAAACCUCUAGGAAGAACAGUUUAGAACUGAUAGAGCUAUCCAGUAUAAAUAAAGUUAGUUUAUCUUAGGUUCCUCCUGUAGUAACACUGGAUCAAUAAGAGAUGAUUUUACUGGACCUGUAAGAAGAACAGUUGAGAACUGAUGGAGUUACCCAGUAUAAAUAAAGUUAGUUUAGUUUAGAUUUUCUGCUGUAGUAACACCGGAAUAAUAAUUGGGAUGAUCCUUACUGGACCUGUAAGAAGAACAGUUGAGAACUGAUAGAGCUAUACAGUAUAAAUAAAGUUAGUUUAAUUGUUUUUGUUUGUGGAAACACCACGUAAAUUUAUUACUGCAAAAAAAAUUAUAAAAAAAAACAAACAAACAAAAAAAACCAAAAAAAAACCCAAUUAUAUUUUAUCGCCAUGCAAACAUUCAAAGAACUUAAAGUUAGUUUAGUUUAGGUUUCUUCCUGUAGUAACACUGGAUCAAUAAGAGAUGAUCCUUAUACUGGACCUCUAGGGAGAACAGUUUAGAACUGUUAGAGCUAUCCAGUAUAAAUAAUUUUUUUUUUGUUUGUUUUGUUUUGUUUUUUGGGUUUUUUUUUUAUGUUAGUUUUGUUUAGGUUUUCUCAUGUAGCAACACUGGAUCAAUAAGAGAUGAUGCUUUAAUUACUGGACCUCCAGGGAGAACAGUUUAGAACUGAUAGAGCUAUCCAGUAUAAAUAAAGUUAGUUUAUCUUAGGUUCCUCCUGUAGGAACACUGGAUCAAUAAGAGAUGACUUUACUGGACCUCUAGAAAGAACAGUUUAGAACUGAUAGAACUAUCCAGUAUAAAUACAGUUAGUUUAGCUUAGCUUAAGGACAAGAACCAACUUUCUUCGUUUUUAGAUCAAAAAACACCUCCAAAAAGGCUGCUAAUCCACCAUCGACGAAUACAAACAAUUACAUGAACAAUCCUAUCGCUAAAAAAUAUCAAAGUUUCUCCAAAAAUCGAAAUCUUGGCUCAGGCAGGAAUCCUGGAUUCCUCAGUCUUCCUCCGAAGAAAUACUAA